This is a messenger RNA of Peromyscus californicus insignis, 6624 nucleotides long. RefSeq names its product tripartite motif containing 72 (gene Trim72). Gene Ontology annotation, molecular function: zinc ion binding; protein binding. Lineage: Eukaryota; Metazoa; Chordata; Mammalia; Rodentia; Cricetidae. The transcript has 7 exons. The record is from RefSeq and is a predicted model, not a curated record. Bases 3187 to 4620 code for a protein of 477 amino acids.
CUCCUUCUCCUUUUCUCAGUCCUCACACUUCUCUUGACCUAGAUUUCUCCCUCUAUUUGUUCUCUCUGCCUGGCAGCCCCACCUAUCCAUCUCCUGCUUAGCUAUUGGCUGUUCAGCUCUUUAUUAGAUCAAUUAGGUGUUUUAGAUAGGUAAAGUAGCACAGCUUCACAGAGUUAAACAAAUGCAACAUAAAAGAAUGCAACACAUUAUUGCAUCAUUGAACAAAUGUUCCACAGCAUAAACGAAUGUAACACAUCUUAAACUAGUAUUCCACAAUAUCUUGAUCCUCUUGUCUCAGCUUCUCUCUCAGUCAUGAGUCACCCCACACCAUCCUCUUUUUUAAAAAGAUUUAUUUUUUAAUAAUAAUUAUUAUUAAUAAUAUUAUAUUAUUAUUAAUAUUAUUAUUGUGUGUACAGUGUUCUGCCUGCAUGUUUGCCUGCAUGCCAGAAGAGGGCACCAGAUCUCAUUAUAGAUGGUUGUGAGCCACCAUGUGGUUGCUGGGAAUUGAACUCAGGUCCUCAGGAAGAACAGCCAAUGCUCUUAACCUCUGAGCCAUCUCUCCAGCCCCCAUCUCCAGCUUCUUGCUUUAAUUAUUUUUUAAAAAAAUGAUUUAAAAUUUAUUUUUUAUGUGUAUGGGUGUUUUGCCUGCCUGUAUGUUUAUGUACCACUUGUGUGCCUGGUGCCACAGAGAUCAGAAGAGGAUGACAGGAACUGGAGUUACAGUGAGAGGCAUGGUAGUACCAUGGUGGACUUCUCUUGGUCCCAGCCUCUACCAGGCCUGAGUUUCAGUUUCUGUUGCAGUUUCGGUUUUUGGUAAAGCAGGUGAGGGAGAUAUUGUACACCAGGCUUGAUACAGCACUUACAGCCCCAGCCAAACAGAAACAUGUUAGUGUGGCUGUUGCUGCCAAUCAUGUUUAGGAUGACCUAAUUUCCUCCUAGCUAUCUAGAAAAGGAGCCUGUGAGCUUCUCUGGGGGUCACCACCAUUUUGUUGUGUGGCUGACUCCCACAUGCAGGAAUUCAUCUCUUGAGAAAUAAAUGCUCUUGCUUUUGCAUACGUGAGUGGUGGUCUUUUGUGGGGUAAUCUGUGGACCCUAACAAUGGAUGGUGGUGAGCUAUUGUGAAGGCAAUAUGAAGGCCUAGAUUUGACUUUAUAGACUCCAUCUUAGGGACGGUCCCCAUCUUAGACCACCUGGUGACUAGGGUCUGUACUCAGUUCCAGGAAUGUAGCAUGACGACUCAAACAGAUAUCCUAAAAGCAACUGAUUAAGAAAUAGGGCAGAAAAGUUUAACAAGAUUCAGAUGUUCCUGCAGACAUUCUGUCUGUGGUUUUUGGCCCUUGAAGAUAUCCAGAUAAUUCUGUCAGCAGGCUGUGGUUCCACGCCAAAAGUCUAACCCAAAUGUGGUUUUGUGCUAAAAGUCUAGACCAAUAGUUUCAAAAAAAUCACCUUGCUCCAUAUCCCUUCUAUCCAAUCUCAAAAUGCCCAGGCAUGUAAUUCUCAGCUUGUGUCUUUUUUCCUUUAAAAACUCUCCUACCCCUAAGCCCCUGGCCGAUGUCACAUUUCCCUCCAUCUGCCGCAUCAGAACAUAAGGUGGUGGUCCGGGUUUGAACCUGAAAAUAAAAAGACCUUUGUGUGCUUGCAUUGGAAACUGGCUCCUUGGUGGUCUCUGGGGUAUUUGCAACACAGGCACAACACUACCAUGUAGUUACUGGGAAUAGAAUCCAGGUUCUCUGGAGGAGAAGACAGUGAUUCUUAACCAUUGAGCCAUCUCCCUAGCCCGGUACUUUAAAUUUAUUUAUUUAAAGAUUCAUUAUUACGUAUACAGUGUUCUGCCUGCAUGUAUCCCUGCAGGCCAGAAGAGGGCGCCAGAUCUCAUUACAGAUAGUUGUGAGCCACCAUGUGGUUGCUGGGAAUUGAACUCAGGACUUCUGGAAGAACAGUCAGUGCUCUUAACCUCCGAUCCAUCUCUCUAGCCCCUGGUACUUUAAAUUUAAAGACAGUGUGGGAAUAUUGUAUAGCUGUCUUGUUACUAUAGGGCAGCACAAUGACACUCAGGAAUUAAAAACCCAGGAGCUUGAAAAGGCAUCACUGAAAGGUUGACAUUGAGGAGAGAAGGACAAGAGCCGUGCGCUAUCUGGCCUGAAAGAACAUUCUAGGCAGAGGGUGGCAAGAACAAGGGGAAAGGGGCGAGACACACAGGCCAGAGCAAUGAAUGGCGCCAGAUAGGACAGAGAUGACAGGCCAUAAGGAAGACCAUGAUUAUUAGUUGGAUUGAAAUUUAUACUGACAUCCUGAAAGAUAAGCCUGUAAGAAAGCCUGGGUGCUCCCAGGGCAAGCUCCAGCUCUGAGCUGCAGACUGUGGGUUCAGUUCUUUCAAUUAAUUACCUAGCAUUCAUUCUCCAAGUAUUCAGGGGAGGGGUACAUUUGUUCCAGGGCCCUUGCUAGAAAUAGGGAGAAAAUACCCUCACACCUUAGCCAUGGAAGAAGAAAACCUUUCAGGGCUUGGGGAGGUCCUGCCUUCCCACGGGGGCGGGGUGGUGGUGGUACUGUCAGUGUGGCUUGAUAACGGUCAGCUUGGGAAAUGAAUGGGUUAACUAACUGCAGACAAGGAGGAAGGAAGCCAGAGAGUGUAGGGGUGAGAACAGGAAGAACCGGCAGCCCUGGGCAGCCCUAGGCAGCCCUCUUCUGUGUGUGUAGAGGGGCAGCCCUGGGCAGCUGUCCUCUCUGUGUGUAGAGGGGCAGCCCUUGGUAACCUGUGUGUGUAGAAGGUUCUGUUUCCCCACCGAUUCUAAGCUCUACCCUGGCCUGAGGGGAGGACGUGGACGGGUCAGGACAGGUGGCCUGGACACGGGAUGUCUGCCUGUUGACUACUCAUGCUUCACUUUUAGAACAGUUUCCAGAAGUGGUGGGAGGGAGAGGGCAGGGCGACUAAAUAUAGUUCUUGGGCCACUGAACUAUCUGGGAGGGUCUGCCCUCUGUUCGGCAUGUGCUUGUCAACUGUUGAAUCCACCCACUGCCAUCUGGCCCUGAGUCCCGUCCUUUCACUGAGCCUGCUGCCUGCUGCCUGCUGGUCUCUGGACACAGCUCUGAUCAGCCUACUGUUAGGCCUGUCCCUGGCUGGUGCUCCCGGGAAUCUCUUUUGGCUUGAGUUCUCCCUUCAGAUCUACUCCUCUUCCCAGGCUCACCAUGUCGGCUGCUCCAGGCCUUCUGCACCAGGAAUUGUCCUGCCCACUGUGCCUGACGCUGUUCGAUGCGCCAGUGACCGCUGAGUGUGGCCACAGUUUCUGCCGUGCCUGCCUGGGCCGCGUGGCAGGCGACCCUGCCGCCGAUGGCACAGUGCCCUGUCCUUGCUGUCAGGCACCCACGCGGCCGCAGGCGCUCAGCACUAACCUGCAGUUGGCGCGUCUCGUGGAGAGUCUGGCCCAAGUGCCCCAAGGCCACUGCGAGGAACAUCUGGAUCCACUGAGUAUCUACUGCGAGCAGGACCGCACACUUGUGUGCGGUGUGUGUGCCUCGCUCGGUUCACACCGUGGCCACCGUCUUCUGCCUGCUGCUGAGGCCCACGCAUGCCUCAAGACGCAGCUUCCGCAACAGAAACUGCAGCUGCAGGAGGCAUGCAUGCGGAAGGAGAAAAGUGUGGCCGUGCUGGAGCAUCAGUUGGUGGAGGUGGAGGAGACAGUGCGUCAUUUCCGGGGAGCUGUCGGGGAGCAGCUGGGGAAGAUGCGGGUGUUCCUGACUGCCCUAGAAAGUUCUUUGGACCGUGAAGCAGAAAGGGUUCGGGGUGAGGCUGGGGUUGCCCUGCGGCGGGAGCUGUCGAGCCUGAAUUCUUACCUGGAGCAGCUGCGGCAGAUGGAGAAGGUGUUGGAGGAGGUGGCUGACAAGCCACAGACAGAGUUCCUUAUGAAAUACUGCCUGGUGACCAGCAGGCUGCAGAAGAUCCUGUCAGAGUCACCACCACCUGCAAGGCUGGAUAUCCAGCUGCCUGUCAUCUCAGAUGACUUCAAAUUCCAGGUGUGGAGGAAGAUGUUCCGGGCCCUGAUGCCAGCGCUGGAGGAGCUGACGUUUGACCCUAGCUCCGCGCACCCGAGCCUGGUCGUGUCCCCUUCGGGUCGCCGCGUGGAGUGCUCGGAGCAGAAGGCCCCGCCGGCGGGAGAAGAGGCGCGCCAGUUCGACAAGGCGGUGGCGCUGGUGGCUCAGCAGCUGCUGGCCCAGGGCGAGCACUACUGGGAGGUGGAGGUGGGCGACAAGCCGCGCUGGGCCCUGGGCGUGAUGGCGGCCGACGCUCCCCGCCGUGGCCGGCUGCACGCGGUGCCCUCGCAGGGCCUGUGGCUGCUCGGCCUGCGCGAUGGCAAGAUCCUGGAGGCGCACGUGGAGGCCAAGGAGCCGCGGGCGCUGCGCGUGCCCGAGAGGCGCCCGGUGCGCAUCGGCCUCUACCUAAGCUUCGCCGACGGCGUCCUGGCGUUCUAUGAUGCGAGCGACGCCGACGCGCUGGCACCCCUCUUUUCCUUCCACGAGCGCCUGCCCGGGCCCGUGUACCCCUUCUUUGACGUGUGCUGGCACGACAAGGGCAAGAACUCGCAGCCGCUGCUGCUGGUGGGGCCUGACAGCGAGCAGGCCUGAGGUCACCUUUGCAGGCCUGGAGUGGGUGGGGCGGGUUUCUGGGACUGAAGGCUAGGCGGAGGGGUGGUCAGGGAGGGGGUGUUUGUCUCAUAGGGGUCAGAGAAGUACACAGGUUGGGACGCACAGGGGACCCGAGGGUGAGGGAUCGAGGGGUAGGGUCUGUGAAGAAGCGCGGUGAGACAGAUCAGUGAGUUUGGGCCAAGAGUGCCAGCUGAGGUUUAGGGAGGCUGGGGAGAGGGUGGGGUUUGAUGGAGGAUCUUGGGAAGUCUGUGGAACAACGGUCCCUUCAGCCCCACAACCCACUCCCGAAGGCCCCUUCCUCCUCAAGGCUGCAGAUUCCCCUUACCCGACGACAGGUUUUCAGUUAGUGCUUACAUCUAACUGCCUUUUCUUUUCCUUUUGGUUUUUCGAGACAGGAUUUCUCUGUGAAACAGUCCUGGCUGUUCUGAAAUCCGCUUUGCAGACCAGGCUGGCCUUGAACUCACUGAGAUCCGCCUGCCUCAGCCUCCCCAGUGCUGGGAUUAAAGGCGUGUGCCAUCACCACUUGGCUUCUAACUGCCUUUUCAAAGCCCCCAACAAUCCUGACAGACUGCUGGUGCAUGACUGUAAUCCCAGCACUGAGGGGGUGGGGUGGGCUGAGGCAGGAGAAUGGGAAGUUGAAAGUCAGCAGGACUCUGUCACAGACAAACCAAUGUGCACAGACCAGUGACUUGAUAAAACGUUGCUGUUUCUGAGGUAGUAGAUCUGGGGGAGGUCAAAGAAGGCUUCUUGAAGCUGGAGAGAUGGCUCAGAGGUUAAGAACACUUGCUGCUGCUGCAGAACAUCUUGAGGUUCGGUUCCCAGCACCGACACUGUGGCUCACAACACUCCAGUUGCAAUGAACCUGAUGGCCUCUUCUGGCCUCUGUGGGCACUUGUGGUACACAGACAUAUGUGCAGGCAAAACACUCACACAUGUUUAAAACAAAAAGGAUUGCCUCUAUAUCGCUAUUUCUGUUUCUGUCUCUCUUUGGAGACAAGGUCUUGCUGUGUAGCCCAGGCUAGCCUAGAAUUCACUAUGUGGGCCAGGUUGGCUUCAGAUUCUUGAUUCUCUUCCUCAGCCUCUGGCGUGUUGGGGUUUCAGGUGUAUGUCACCAUGCCCAGCGAAGAUGGUUGCUUCUAACAAGUUUCUGAGCAGUCCUGUAGCUGCAGGUCACCUGGGAUCACACUGAGAGCACACCUUGACUAGUCAGCUCUAAGUGUGGACAGAGGCAUUGAGUCUAAACACGUUUCCUGGUACAAUUAGCAUUUCUUUAAGUUAAGGGCCAUGUGCUCUCACGUUUUAUGUUUGAAUGUGUGUGUUGAAUACUUGGACCCAGCUGGGGGCAUUAUUUUGGGUAGUAUUGGAAACUUCAAGAAGAAGAUGAGGAAGAAGGGCCUGGCUGAGGAAGAUCACUAGUGGCAUGUCUUUGAAAGUUAUGCCUGGUCCCUAGGAAGCUCCGCUCCCUGUCCACCCUGAAGUAAAGAACCCUGUCUGCCACAUGUGCCUUCUGCCAUGUCGCUCUUCCCAAGCACGGGAGCCUAAGUCACCGUGGGCUGAGGUGUCAGAAACCUUGAGCCAGGCGAGCUCUUCCUCCUGAUCACACUAAAUCCAGCUGUGCUGGUUAGUUUCUUAUUUUAUUUUUCUCUCAACUUGACGUAAGCUAGGGUCAUUUGGGAAGAGAGACCCUCAACUGAGAAAAUGUCUCCAUCAUAUUGGUCUGUAGGCAAGACUGUAGGCAUCUCUGGAUUUCCUAACUGAUGUGGGAGGGCUCAGCCCCCUGAAGGUGGUGCCACCUCCGGGCAGGUGGUACUGAGUGGAAUAAGAAAGGAAGGUAGCAAGCUGUGGAGAAGAAGCCAGUAAGCAGUGUUCCUCCACGGCCUCUGCCUCAGCUCCUUCCUUCAGGUCUCUGCCUUGGGUUCCUACCGUGACUUCCCAUCAUGAUGGGCUGUGAUCAGAAUGUGUAAGUCAAAUAAAGCUUUUCCU